Messenger RNA from Heteronotia binoei (common prickly gecko), 1399 nucleotides. Its product is annotated as GTP cyclohydrolase 1-like. Gene Ontology annotation, molecular function: GTP cyclohydrolase I activity; GTP binding; zinc ion binding. The transcript is spliced from 6 exons. The record is from RefSeq and is a predicted model, not a curated record. Gene Ontology annotation, cellular component: cytoplasm. NCBI's taxonomy places the organism in Eukaryota, Metazoa, Chordata, Lepidosauria, Squamata, Gekkonidae. Gene Ontology annotation, biological process: tetrahydrobiopterin biosynthetic process; tetrahydrofolate biosynthetic process. The coding region runs from base 227 to 949 and encodes 240 amino acids.
ACCGUGUACUCUAGCGAGGUUCCCUUUGCACGGACGGCUUCCAGUGGCCCCCAGUUUUGCAAACGCACCUAUUCUUUCAGCAAUAGAUGCCGCGACAUCUAUGCACAUUCUGGACGGACCAGAUCCGACGAAGCCACCAGAAGAAAGCUAGCCUUUCCCCGUAAGAGCUGCCCGGACUUCGCACUCCUCUCCUCCUUCCUCCGCAGCUCAUUGCACGUGCUCAGCAAUGGAGAACCAGCUGGAUUUGCAAUGCUUCCAGAACGGGGACUUGCAUCCCCGCCGCCUCAAGGAUUUGGGCGAGCUGCCCAGCGGCGAGCUGCGGAAGCCCGCGAAGCAUCACCCUCCCGUGGCCAAGUGCAACCACGAGCGAGAAGGCCAGGACGGAGACCAGGACGAGUUGCCGGCCCUGGAGGCUGCCUACGCGACCAUCCUGCAGGGCCUGGGCGAGAACCCGGAGAGGCAAGGCUUGCAGCUGACGCCCCGCAGGGCCGCCAAGGCCAUUCAGUUCCUCACCAGAGGUUAUCGCGAGACCGUCGCAGAUAUACUAAAUGAUGCAGUUUUUGAUGAGGACCAUGAUGAGAUGGUGAUUGUGAAAGACAUUGAUAUGUUCUCCCUUUGUGAACAUCACUUGGUUCCUUUCUUUGGCAAGGUGCACAUUGGAUACUUACCAAGGAAGAAGGUGGUGGGCUUAAGCAAACUUGCAAGAAUUGUUGAGAUAUUUAGCCGAAGGCUUCAAGUCCAGGAACGACUUACUAAACAGAUUGCUCUGGCAAUUACUGAAGCACUGAAACCUGUUGGAGUGGCUGUGGUCAUAGAAGCAUCGCACAUGUGCAUGGUCAUGAGGGGCGUUCAGAAAAUGAACAGCAAAACUGUCACCAGCGCCAUGCUUGGAGUCUUACGAGAAGAUCCCAAAACCAGGGAGGAAUUUCUCGCCUUGAUUAAGAAUUAAAUGACAACAGCUUGUGGCUCUCUGUGGGUUUGGAUCCCACGCUAAAGCUAAUUGCCAACACACAGUUGCCUUAUGUGAGCCAGUUUUUCAGAAUCUGUGCAGUUUAAACAAAAAAAAAAAAUCACUGUAUCACAGCUUUGUUCUCACUUCUUGGUUACACGUUAGAAUGUUGCUAAACAUUUACCGGGGCAUGUGAGUACCUGAUUCCAUUAUUAUGGAAAAGAAACAAAACAGGCAUUCUUGAUGUCAUAUAUAAUAGCAUCUUAUGACAUGAUAGCAAGGGGCCUUGGUCAUACAAAUGUUUUAUGAGGACAAACUGAGAUAUUAGUGGACAAAGUGGCAAAUAGUGCGUUUUAUUGCAUAUUUUAAUUCUGAUCAUUAAUUUGAUGGCCUGAACACCAUGAUGUCACCAGGAGAGCCAUAGAAUUUUGGCUGCCUACCCAGAUUUUC